Aspergillus sclerotioniger CBS 115572 is the source of this 870-nucleotide messenger RNA. RefSeq names its product putative mannosylphosphate transferase (Mnn4). The record is from RefSeq and is a predicted model, not a curated record. Bases 1 to 870 code for a protein of 289 amino acids. NCBI's taxonomy places the organism in Eukaryota, Fungi, Ascomycota, Eurotiomycetes, Eurotiales, Aspergillaceae. The transcript is spliced from 3 exons.
AUGAUACCCCGGGGCCUGCUGGCCCUCGUCACCUGCGCGAUCUGGUCAACAGUGGCCACGGCAUACCCCAAUCCCGCAGACCACAGCACUCACGGCAGUUUCAUAAAUCGCAAUGCUCCAGACCCGCUGUGGCAGAAGUACGGCCUAAAUCGCUCUGACGAAUUCAAGUACUUCCACGAACCGGGCCGCGACGACACGUUAGGUCACUAUGAUUCGCGAUUCUUCCAGGGGGAGCCGGUUCCGGACGCGGAACGAUCCAUCACGCUGACACAUAUGAUCCGAGCGUAUCUGAACUUCUUUGAGGACAAUGGGCUAGAAACAUGGAUUGCGCAUGGCACAUUGCUGGGGUGGUGGUGGAACGGCAAGAUCAUGCCCUGGGACUGGGAUAUCGACACACAAGUCAUGGACACCACCUUGUUACAUCUCGCCGACCGUUUCAACCAGACCGUUGUGCAGUAUACUACCACCAACCCCACCGUCGAGCGUCGGUACCUUCUUGACGUGAACCCUUGGGCACGUCAGCGCGAUCGCGGCAUGGGACUGAAUAUCAUUGAUGCGCGCUGGAUCGACAUCAGCACGGGGUUGUACAUCGAUAUUACAGGGCUGAGCCGACUCCAGGCCGAUAAGCCGACGGAGUGGGAGUGUAAGAACGGACACAAGUACGAAACACAGGAUAUUUACCCACUGCGGACAUCGACUUUCGAGGGCGUGACAGCCAAGGUGCCGUUCCGUUAUGAUGCAGUUCUGACGGAAGAAUAUUCAAAGACGGCGUUGACCGCAACGCAGUUUCAUGAUCACACGUGGGAUCCAACCCUCGAGGAGUGGGUGCCAGAUGAGCCGGCCGCAAAGGACGACCGGCAGUAUGAGUGA